AUGGCGUCAGUUCGUAAGGACAUUGUGGUAUCUAUCACUACCCCGAUGCCACACCGAUACAUCUAUGUCCCAAGAGGAAGUCCUUACAAAACUUUGAACUGUCGAAAGAAGGCGCGUGAAGAGGGCUACGAUGUUUAUGUCGUCAACGAUGCCAAGGGAAGACAGAUGGGGAUUCGUGUACCGAUCACCAUUUUCGAGCGAGUUCAAGAGAAGUUCGAGGAGACAGAAGUAUCACGAGCUAAGGCCAUGAAGAGGAGGGAUGAAAAGAUGAAUACCGAGUUCUCCAAUUCGGUUCUCGCACAGUUUCCCAAGAUUCCCACUGAGGAAGUGCCAAACAUCGUUGAACAAGCGAUGAAAAAGCAUAGCGGAAGAGUCGGCCGGACGGGAACGUUAGACAUCAGCGAGAAAGCGCAGCUGGGUGUCCGCGCUUAUAUUCGACAUAAGUACACUGAUUAUGACGAGCUGUUGAAGAACAACGUUUCUAGAGAAGAUGCACGAGCUCAGAUCUAUGAAAAAGUGGACAAGAUGGUUUUGGAAUGGGGAGGGUCGCUCAAAGAGGCAAGCAACAAGACGGCGGACUAUUCGACCGAUGACAUCGGGAAGAAGAUUGCCCGAAAAACUACUCUGAAGACCAAGUUCACUAUAAGGUCAAGGGCACGCGCUCGCACAGCUAAGAAGCGAUCCCAGAGAUCCUCGAGCGCACCACCAACAUUGUAAGGGCUGGUCUAGUACCAAGUCUAGGUUAUCAGCUGCUCGCCAUGUGAACCUUGAAGACUAAGAAUCCACCUAAGUAGCUGUACUUUGG
Messenger RNA from Annulohypoxylon truncatum, 805 nucleotides. RefSeq lists its product as uncharacterized. The record is from RefSeq and is a predicted model, not a curated record. Bases 1 to 717 code for a protein of 238 amino acids. Lineage: Eukaryota; Fungi; Ascomycota; Sordariomycetes; Xylariales; Hypoxylaceae. The transcript has a single exon.